AGCUGCUGGAUUUAAGCUGCACGUAAAUCACAACCCUAAAUAUGCUGCAAAAACAAAACGAUGAAUGUGACUGAGUGCGUGGACGUGGCGUUGCAGGAAAAUCCCGGACAAAGACGGACCGGGCUUCUCCACGUGGAGCCUGCCACGGAGCAAAACCCGCAUCGGGGACCGGAGCGGGGGAGGACGCAGUGCUGCAGAGCCGGCGGGGCGGUGCGGGACGGGACAGAAAUGGACCUUUAACCUGCGGAAAUCAACGCGUUUCUCCUGUCAACACUCCAGCUAUGCAUUCAGGUCUGCUCAUGGGGUCCCGGCUGGUCCAGCUGGUCCCACCUGCUCUGUCCCUGUGUUUCCUCAUAAACCUGAGCCUGGCAGCACCAGGUCUCCCUGGGACUCAAAGGGAAGAAUCGGAUGUCCGUCCCCCUCCAGGACUGAUCAAUCCCUUUGGCUCUGGAGAACAGGAACGCAGGUUGUUGCAGAGCUACAUUCAGCAAAGUCUGCGCAACAGCCAGGGAAGUCCUGACAUCACUUCUUGGGAGCAAGAGGUGUUCUUCCUGUUUCGUCUCUACGAUUAUGAUCGCAGCGGAUUCUUGGAUGGCUUGGAGGUCAUGAAGCUGCUCUCUGACUACAACUCCCAUCAUGCACUAGGGCCAGAGGCCAGUGAGCAAGUGGUGUCCAUGGUGGAUUUCUUACUACAAACUCAGGAUCUAAACCAGGAUGGCCUGCUGGACCCUUCAGAGCUGCUGUCGCCUUCAUUUAUUAACACACAGGGCUCAAGCAACAACAAAACACCUCACCAAGAGCAGGAGUUGGCAGAAGAGAACAUGCAAUCAAACACAAUUACUGUGGAGUCGAAUGCAGGAGCGGUGGAGCAGAAAGACGAGCAGCAACUGGACGUAAAGACGCUUCAGGACGAAGCCAUAAAGCAAACAGAGGAACAUCAAGAUCAAGAACGUCCUAAUGCGUUAGCAGAAACCCACCAUGACCCUGUGCAUCAAGGACAACCAGAAAUAUAAAUAUUAACCACUUUACCACUUAGCCUGCUUUAGAAAAAACCUUUAAAGAUGCAAGAUAAGUUAUAAAUGUUUCACUGUAAAGUGUGUGUUUUUUUUAAUAUAUGAAUCUCUAAGCAUAUUUUAACAAAUGGCUGUUAAAAUGCUGGGCCUCUUCAACGGCUUUCUGUCACAUUCUUUCUAUGAAUAAAGUGAUUCCCACAGCUUUUA
Messenger RNA from Gambusia affinis (western mosquitofish), 1220 nucleotides. It is a transcript of the gene cgref1, whose product is annotated as cell growth regulator with EF-hand domain 1. The record is from RefSeq and is a predicted model, not a curated record. Gene Ontology annotation, molecular function: calcium ion binding. The transcript is spliced from 8 exons. The coding region runs from base 282 to 1013 and encodes 243 amino acids. NCBI's taxonomy places the organism in Eukaryota, Metazoa, Chordata, Actinopteri, Cyprinodontiformes, Poeciliidae.